CCGACGAUGGCCAAUUGACACAGGCAUUAGUAAUGCAAUUGAGAAUUCAGAUGCCUUUGCUUCUGUUUCGUGUCCUACCUGCCAAAUAGCCGAAACCCUCAACUUUCAUCAUUCAUUUCCCAAGCUGACCUCAUAGCAUGUCAAACUCAUCAUUCCAUCGGAAUUAGGAGCUAAAAUGAGAUGGACUUGUCUCAACACCAAAUACAUCAGCUCUAGUUCAGUUUUGAAGCCCACUUAUGUUACAAACACCAACAACCAUUUUGAGUUUCAGAGAUUCCAACACUAUGGGUGGUACCAAUCUCGUGCGGUGGGUGAUUUGCCAAACGAAUCACUGCCUGAUACCCUUCACGCCAAAUCGGUCAAGAAUGGUUCUUUGGACAAUUUGGAUGUCAGGAAUUAUGUCACCAGCUUGUAUGUGAAAUCUAAUAAGUUGGACUAUGCACACAAGCUGUUUGGCGAAAGCCCUGACAGGGAUGUCCGGUCCUGGACCAUACUCAUAUCCGGGUUUGCUCGAAUUGGCUAUUGUAGAAUGGUGUUGGAACUUUUUAAACAGAUGCAAAUUGAGCGUGUUUGUCCGAACCAAUUUACACUAUCUAGUGUUUUAAAGAGUUGUUCUAGUUUAAGCGAUUUUCGGAUGGGUAAGGGGAUUCAUGGAUGGAUUUUAAGCAAUGGGAUUGACUUGGAUGUGGUAUUAGAGAACUCUAUCCUUGAUGUUUAUGUAAAAUGUGGCGCCUUUGAUUAUGCAGAAAAGUUUUUUGAAACUAUGAAAGAGAGAGACACAGUUACUUGGAAUGUAAUGAUGGGUGCAUAUAUGUAUAUUGGGGAUAUGGAGAAGGCUCUUGAUUUGUUCAGAAGACUGCCCUUCAAAGAUGUUGCUAGUUGGAAUACAAUCAUAUAUGGGCUAAUGCGAAAUGGGCAUGAAACAUAUGCAUUGGAGCUACUUUCUGAGAUGGUGGAAAUUGGACCUCCAUUUGACAAAGUCACUUUCUCAGUAGCUCUGGUUUUGGCUUCAUCUUUAUAUGUUCUUGAACUGGGGAGACAAAUUCAUGGCCGCGUUCUAAGGUUUGGUAUUCAAAAUGAUGGAUUUCUUCGGACUUCAUUAAUAGAUAUGUAUUCCAAAUGUGGGAAAAUGGAAAAGGCGUCACUCAUAUUCAAAACAUUGCCUUUGAGAACAAAUUCUAAGUUUACUUGUCAUGAGACAAAGACAGAAGUUGUAUCAUGGAGUUCAAUGGUUUCUGGGUAUGUUCGUAAUGGUGAGUACGAAUAUGCUUUGCUAACUUUUUGUUCUAUGGUUCGUGAACAGAUUAUGGUGGAUAGAUUCUCUUUGACAAGUAUUGUUUCUGCGUGUGCUAACGUUGGGAUUUUGCUUCUUGGUCAACACAUCCAUGCACACAUUCAGAAAAUUGGGUACAAAACAGAUGUUCACUUGGGUUCCUCAUACAUUGAUAUGUAUGCUAAAUGCGGGAGCCUAAAUGAUGCUUGGAUGAUUUUUAAACAGACUGUUGAUCUUAAUGUUGUGCUGUGGACUUCAAUGAUUUCCGCUUUAGCUUUACAUGGGCAAGGGAAGGAGGCUGUUCGGCUUUUUGAAUUCAUGAUACAAGAGGGAAUUAAGCCGAAUGAGGUUUCUUUCGUGGUGGUUUUAAAUGCAUGUAGCCAUGCCGGGCUUCUUGAAGAAGGCUGCAAAUAUUUCAGCUUGAUGAAAGAAGUUUAUGGCAUCAAGCCCGGAGCUGAGCACUUCACUUGUAUGGUUGAUCUUUAUGGCCGAGCAGGUCGAUUGGAUGAGAUUAAAGAGUUCAUUCAUAAGAAUGGUAUCUCUCAGUUGAGUUCAGUAUGGAAGUCAUUUCUAUCUUCUUGCCGACUUCACAAAAAUUUCGAGCUGGGAAAGUGGGUUUCUGAAAGACUACUUCAACUCGAACCGUUUGAUGAGGGAUCUUAUGUUUUGUUGUCGAACAUGUGUGCUGCGAAUCAUAGAUGGGAAGAAGCGGCUGGUAUGAGAAGAUUGAUGCAAAAAAGAGGAAUUAACAAAGUGGCUGGUCAAUCUUGGAUCCAACAGAAGAAUCAAGUCCACUCUUUCGUCAUGGGUGAUAGGUCCCAUCCACAUUCCAGAGAGAUAUAUUCGUAUUUGGAUGAGCUGAUCGGAAGACUGAAGGAAAUUGGGUAUUCAUUAGACGUGAAAAUGGUGAUGCAGGACGUUGAAGAAGAACAAGGAGAAGUACUUCUUGGUUAUCACAGCGAAAAGCUUGCAAUUGCCUACGGCAUCAUGAGCACAACUUCUGGGAUACCAAUUCGGAUAAUGAAGAACCUGAGAGUGUGUACUGAUUGUCAUAACUUUAUUAAAUAUACUUCUCAGCUUUUAGAUAGGGAAAUAAUUGUGAGAGAUCUUCAUCGGUUCCAUCAUUUUAAACAUGGUCUGUGUUCCUGUGGAGAUUACUGGUAA
Messenger RNA from Prunus dulcis (almond), 2437 nucleotides. RefSeq names its product putative pentatricopeptide repeat-containing protein At3g23330. The record is from RefSeq and is a predicted model, not a curated record. Gene Ontology annotation, biological process: RNA modification. The transcript has a single exon. NCBI's taxonomy places the organism in Eukaryota, Viridiplantae, Streptophyta, Magnoliopsida, Rosales, Rosaceae. Gene Ontology annotation, molecular function: zinc ion binding; RNA binding; protein binding. Bases 176 to 2437 code for a protein of 753 amino acids.